This is a messenger RNA of Ananas comosus (pineapple), 517 nucleotides long. Its product is annotated as (R,S)-reticuline 7-O-methyltransferase-like. The coding region runs from base 125 to 517 and encodes 130 amino acids. Gene Ontology annotation, molecular function: O-methyltransferase activity; protein dimerization activity; S-adenosylmethionine-dependent methyltransferase activity. The record is from RefSeq and is a predicted model, not a curated record. The transcript is spliced from 2 exons. Gene Ontology annotation, biological process: methylation. Lineage: Eukaryota; Viridiplantae; Streptophyta; Magnoliopsida; Poales; Bromeliaceae.
AUCAGCGUAGAUUCACGUAUAUACGUACACUUAUUCUUACCUACAUAAAUAACCAAUUCAUACUGCAUUACACAUUACACCAACUUAAUUAAUCAUCACUACAAGAAUUUUGCUUCGUUUCAGCAUGGCGGAGGAGCGCAACGUUCUAGACCUGCAAAGCCAAAUCCGGGCGUGGCAAGCGACGACGGCGUUGGUCUACACCAUGUCUCUCCACUGCGCCGUCGAGCUCGGCAUCCCCGACAUCGUGGACGAAGCUCCGGCGACGCCCCUCCCCGUCUCCCGCAUCGCCGCCGCGCUCCACUCUACGGGGCCUCCCCCAGACUCCUCCGUUCUCCACCGCCUCAUGCGCUUCCUCGCACACAAGGGCGUCUUCGCCGAGUGCGUAGACCCAACCAGGGGCGAGCCCGCCUACGCGCCGACCCCGAUUUCGCGCUGGUUCUCGCGCCGCUCCGAGCUCAGCCUCGCCUCCGUGGUGCUCCUCCAGAAGUGGGGNGUGGUGUGCACCCGUGGCAAAUGA